CUAACCUAAAACUGUUUAGCCAACAUGUAAACCUUUAGAAGAUAGAAAUAAUGUCAAAGAAACCUAUUAAACUUCCCUAUGAUAUUCCUUGGAUUCUUCAAAGGUGUAGAGCUUUUUUGCUCGGUAGAGAGCACAGGUCAGCCCUAAGGUGGGCCAAAGACUUGGCACCUAAAACUCAACCUCAACCCGAUCUUCCUCUUGGACCUUCCAGUAAAAUACGCUUUAACUACUAUUGCGACCGAGACCCUAGAGGGGAAGUGAUGAGGCCUAGAGUUCUCUAUGAAGCGGAAGUUAGAAAGCGAAUGUUGUCAGAAUGCAAAAGAGCAGAAGCUGCAGGUUUCAUGCUGGAAGGUGUAACAGUUGGGCUUGAAGAAGCAGAAAGAAAGACAGAAGAAGGAAAAGAAAAAAAUGAAAAAGUGAAAGGCUUUGAUGAAACCAAGGAUGAAGGAAUUCCCACUGAGAAUCGAGAAAGGAACUUAGGAAGAGUGAAAGAAAAGGAUAGGAAUGCUGUCAGGAGAGUCCCAGGAAAAGUAUGGCAUUGGGACACAUUGGAUGGUGAUCCUACCAAAAAGUGCUGUGGAAAAUAAAAUGUUGUUACAAUUGUAGCAACUUAUAGGUACCUAAUUGAGCAAUUUAUUAAAAAAAUUAAAAAUAGGUAUAAGCAAAAGAAAAUUAUUUAAAAGACAAUGUUUGUGACUACCGGCACC
Macrosteles quadrilineatus (aster leafhopper) is the source of this 707-nucleotide messenger RNA. RefSeq lists its product as uncharacterized. Gene Ontology annotation, biological process: mitochondrial electron transport, NADH to ubiquinone; ATP synthesis coupled electron transport. Gene Ontology annotation, cellular component: mitochondrial inner membrane. Bases 51 to 587 code for a protein of 178 amino acids. Lineage: Eukaryota; Metazoa; Arthropoda; Insecta; Hemiptera; Cicadellidae. The transcript has a single exon. The record is from RefSeq and is a predicted model, not a curated record.